AUGGCGGAAGCGCACCAGGCCGUGGCCUUCCAGUUCACGGUGACCCCAGAUGGGGUCGACUUCCGGCUCAGUCGGGAGGCCCUGAAACACGUCUACCUGUCUGGGAUCAACUCCUGGAAGAAACGCCUGAUUCGCAUCAAGAAUGGUAUCCUUAGGGGUGUGUACCCUGGCAGCCCCACCAGCUGGCUGGUCGUCGUCAUGGCAACCGUGGGUUCUUCCUACUGCAAAGUGGACAUCUCCAUGGGACUCAUCUGCUGUAUCCAGAGAUGCCUCCCUGAGGGAUGUGGCCCCUACCGGACCCCACAGACCCGGGCACUUCUCAGCAUGGCUAUCUUCUCCACGGGGGUCUGGAUGAUGGGCAUCUUCUUCUUCCGCCAAACCCUGAAAAUGCUUCUUUCCUACCAUGGCUGGAUGUUUGAGAUGCACGGCCAGACCAGCCACUUCACCAAAGUCUGGGCUUUCUGUGUCCGCCUUCUGUCCAGCCGGCGGCCGAUGCUCUACAGCUUCCAGACAUCCCUGCCCAAGCUUCCUGUGCCCAGUGUGCCAGCCACAAUUCACCGGUACCUGGAGUCUGUGCGGCCCUUGCUGGAUGAUGAGGAAUAUUACCGAAUGGAGACGCUGGCCAAAGAAUUCCAGGACAAGACUGCUCCCAGGCUGCAGAAGUACCUGGUCCUCAAGUCAUGGUGGGCAACUAACUAUGUGAGUGACUGGUGGGAAGAGUACGUGUAUCUGCGCAGCAGGGCCCCCCUCGUGGUGAACAGCAACUACUAUGUCAUGGACUUUGUGCUCAUCAAGAACACAGACAUACAGGCAGCCCGCCUGGGAAACAUCGUCCACGCUAUGAUCAUGUAUCGUCGUAAACUGGACCGUGAAGAGAUCAAGCCUGUGAUGGCACUGGGCAUCGUGCCCAUGUGCUCCUACCAGAUGGAGAGGAUGUUCAACACCACCCGGAUCCCAGGCAAGGAGACAGACCUGCUGCAGCACCUCUCCGACAGCAGGCACGUGGCCGUCUACCACAAGGGCCGCUUCUUCAAGGUGUGGCUCUACGAGGGCUCGCACCUGCUCAAGCCUUGCGACCUGGAGAUGCAGUUCCAGAGGAUCCUGGAUGACCCCUCCCCACCUCAGCCUGGGGAGGAGAAGCUGGCAGCCCUCACUGCGGGGGGAAGAGUGGAGUGGGCACAGGCACGCCAGGCUUUCUUCAGCUCCGGCAAGAACAAGACUGCUCUAGACGCCAUCGAGCGCGCUGCUUUCUUUGUGGCCCUGGACGAGGAGUCUCCCCACUACGACCCUGAAGAUGAGGCCAGCCUCAGCCUCUAUGGCAAGGCCCUACUUCACGGCAACUGCUACAACAGGUGGUUCGACAAGUCUUUUACUAUCAUUGCCUUCAAGAAUGGCCAGCUGGGCCUCAACACGGAACACGCGUGGGCAGACGCCCCUGUCAUAGGGCACCUCUGGGAGUUUGUCCUAGGCACUGACACCUUCCACCUGGGCUACACGGAGACUGGGCACUGCCUGGGCAAACCGAACCCCAUGCUUGCAGCUCCCCAGCGGCUGCAGUGGGACAUUCCCGAGCAGUGCCAGGCGGUCAUCGAGCGCUCCUACCAGGUGGCCACAGCGCUGGCAGACGACGUGGAGCUGUACUGCUUCCAGUUCUUGCCAUUUGGCAAAGGCCUCAUCAAGAAGUGUCGGACCAGCCCUGACGCCUUUGUGCAGAUUGCCCUGCAGCUGGCCCACUUCCGGGACAGGGGCAAGUUCUGCCUGACCUAUGAAGCUUCCAUGACUAGAAUGUUCCGAGAGGGACGGACCGAGACUGUACGUUCCUGUACCAGCGAGUCCACAGCCUUUGUUCAGGCUAUGGUGAAGGGGUCCCACAUGAAAGCAGAUCUCCAAGAUCUCUUCCGGAAAGCUUCCAAGAAACACCAGAAUAUGUACCGCCUGGCCAUGACAGGGGCUGGGAUAGACAGGCACCUCUUCUGCCUUUACGUGGUCUCCAAGUACCUGGGGGUCAGCUCCCCUUUCCUGGCUGAGGUGCUCUCAGAACCCUGGCGCCUCUCCACCAGCCAGAUCGCUCAAUUCCAGAUCCGUAUGUUUGACCCAGAGCAGUACCCGAAUCACUUGGGCGCCGGUGGUGGCUUUGGCCCUGUGGCAGAUGACGGCUAUGGGGUUUCCUACAUGAUUGCGGGCGAAAACACCAUCUUCUUCCACAUCUCCAGCAAGUUUUCAAGCUCAGAGACAAAUGCCCAGCGCUUUGGGAACCACAUCCGCCAGGCUCUGCUGGACAUCGCUGAUCUUUUCCAAGUUCCCAAGGCUGACAGCUGA
Puma concolor (puma) is the source of this 2319-nucleotide messenger RNA. Its product is annotated as synaptonemal complex central element protein 3. Gene Ontology annotation, biological process: reciprocal meiotic recombination; synaptonemal complex assembly; long-chain fatty acid transport. Gene Ontology annotation, cellular component: mitochondrion; central element. Gene Ontology annotation, molecular function: carnitine O-palmitoyltransferase activity. The record is from RefSeq and is a predicted model, not a curated record. Lineage: Eukaryota; Metazoa; Chordata; Mammalia; Carnivora; Felidae.